GUAAAAAUUUUCAUUUAACUACGUUUUCAAACUGAAUUACGAAAAGUAAAAUACAAUUUAUAAUUCUUAAUUUGCAAUUGAGUUUAAAACAUUGAAACACUUUUAAUAAUUUAAUUUAAUUUUCAUCAAUAAAACAGCGAAUAAAAGUGAAUAAACUUCUAUGAGCACAUAAACAUGCUCAGAGACAAUUGACAGCAAUGAAACCUAACCUAAUAAUAAAUUAAAAUUUCAAUCCAAAUAAUAAUAAAUAUAAUUAAAAUAUAUUGUAUGUAAUUUUAAUGAUUAUUAGUUUUAAUUGAAGAACAUUACUAAAACUAUGACAGAAGAAAUAUUGGUUACAGAAAUCCCUAGUAGUCUUAAGCAACUAGCAAGAUUAGUAGUCAGAGGAUUCUACACAAUUGAAGAUGCACUAAUUGUUGAUAUUUUAGUAAGAAAUCCAUGUAUGAAAGAAGAUGACAUUUGUGAAUUACUUAAACUUGAGAGAAAGCAGCUUCGAGCACGAAUAUCAGUACUAAAAAAUGAUAAGUUUAUCCAAGUAAGAUUGCGAAUGGAAACAGGCCCUGAUGGCAAAGCUCAAAAAGUAAACUACUACUUUAUAAACUACAAAAGUUUCGUAAAUGUAGUAAAGUACAAAUUGGAUAUUAUGAGAAAACGGAUGGAGACAGAAGAAAGAGAUGCUACCAGCAGAGCAAGUUUCAAGUGCCCUAACUGUUUAAAAACAUUUACUGAUUUGGAAGCUGACCAGCUGUAUGACUUUGUAACAAGUGAAUUUCGUUGUACAUACUGCAGAGAAGUUGUUGAAGAAGAUCAGAGUGCAAUGCCUAAAAAAGACUCCAGACUUCUUUUAGCAAAGUUCAAUGAACAAUUAGAACCCCUAUUUAUUCUAUUACGUGCAGUAGAAGGUAUUAAACUAGCGCCAGAAAUCCUUGAACCUGAACCAGUUGAUAUUAGUACAAUAAGAGGUUUGGAUGCUAAGAAAUCAAACAAUCCAUUAGAGCAAUGGUCUGGUGAAGCAACACGGAAUGCCGGCUUUGCAGUUGAAGAAACCAGAGUAGAUGUUACCAUAGGUGGAGAUAAUUCUAUAAACACUGCACUUAACAACCGUAAAGAAGCUCCAAUCUGGAUGAUGGAAUCUACUGUAAUGUCAAAUACUGACUCUCAAGUUGAUAUAAAAGCAGCAGAAUCAAUUAUUGAAGCAGCUGAAAAUGCUAAUAGUGGAAAAGCAGCAGAUGAUAUCAUGAGUGUAUUGCUUGCACAUGAGAAGAAAACAUCCACAAGUGCUGCAAAUAAUCUCAAAAGCUUACAUGGAGAUUCAGAUUCCAGUGAAGAUGAGAUGACUGAGGUGAAAGAUGAUGUAGGUGAAGUGGAAACAAUGGACAGCGAGGAAGAGGAAGAUUCAAAUGUGCCUUCAGUUAUAGUUGGAUCUAAAACUUAUAAUAUAACGGACAUCAACGACGAAAUUAUUGCUGAAAUGACUCAGUCUGAAAAAGAAAUUUAUGUACAGGUGUUUCAAGAAUAUUAUUCACAUAUGAGUUACUAAUUGAUCAGUGUUAUCAUUUAAAGAAUGCCUUAAUACAGUUCGUAAUUUAAACAAAACUGUAUAAAAAUGUAAAUGUCUUUUAUAAAGGUACAUGUAUAUAUGUA
Agrilus planipennis (emerald ash borer) is the source of this 1644-nucleotide messenger RNA. It is a transcript of the gene TfIIEalpha, whose product is annotated as general transcription factor IIE subunit 1. Gene Ontology annotation, biological process: transcription open complex formation at RNA polymerase II promoter; transcription initiation at RNA polymerase II promoter. Gene Ontology annotation, cellular component: transcription factor TFIIE complex. The record is from RefSeq and is a predicted model, not a curated record. Lineage: Eukaryota; Metazoa; Arthropoda; Insecta; Coleoptera; Buprestidae. The transcript has a single exon. Bases 317 to 1540 code for a protein of 407 amino acids.